This is a messenger RNA of Fimicolochytrium jonesii, 1461 nucleotides long. RefSeq names its product alcohol dehydrogenase. The record is from RefSeq and is a predicted model, not a curated record. Lineage: Eukaryota; Fungi; Chytridiomycota; Chytridiomycetes; Spizellomycetales; Powellomycetaceae. Gene Ontology annotation, molecular function: alcohol dehydrogenase (NAD+) activity; metal ion binding. The transcript has 6 exons. The coding region runs from base 1 to 1461 and encodes 486 amino acids. Gene Ontology annotation, cellular component: mitochondrion.
AUGGCACCUCCUGCUUCUCGCGCGGCCGUAUGGGGCUUGAUGGGAGCAGUCUCCGCCGCAGGAGCUAGAUGCCCCUGCCAUGCACCCGCUGUCAGCAAGGUGCUCAAAAGGCAUGCUCCUGGAUGCUCUCACUCCCAUCACAAACAUGACCACCACCAAACCUUUGCGACAGCCAAAGAGGAGGGCGACUACGCGUUCGAGAUGGCCACUUCCAGCAUCCGAUACGGGAAGGGCGUGACGAAGGAAGUUGGAAUGGAUUUGGCGAACAUGAGGGCGAAGAAAGUUGCCGUGUUUACGGACCCAAACCUAGCGGAACUCCUGCCCGUGAAAACCACCAUCAAAUCCCUGCAGGACGCCGGCGUGAACUUUGUCGUGUUCGACCGGGUCCGCAUCGAGCCCACCGACGGAAGUUUCCAGGAUGCCAUCAACUUUGUGCGAAAAGAGCAGCCGGAUGCCUUUGUUGCUGUCGGUGGUGGAUCGGUCAUUGACACGGCCAAGGCGGCCAACUUGUACCUCUGCCAUCCUGAGGAGGACUUUCUGGCGUUUGUGAAUGCUCCCAUUGGGCGCGGAAAGCCGGUGUAUAAUCCUGUCAAGCCUUUGAUUGCAGUCCCCACGACGGCUGGAACGGGAUCCGAGACGACCGGUGUCGCGAUCUUCGACUACAAGCCCCAGAACUUCAAGACGGGCAUUGCUCACCGCUCAUUGAAGCCCUACCUCGGUAUCGUCGAUCCUUUGAACACCCGCACGAUGCCUCCUCAAGUGCAUGUUGCCAGUGGACUCGACGUUCUAUGCCACUCCCUGGAGUCAUACACCGCCAUCCCCUACACCGAGCGCACCCCUCGCCCCAAGAACCCCAUCGAGCGCCCCGCCUACCAAGGCUCCAACCCCAUCUCCGACAUGUGGUCGCUCAAGUCGCUGAAGAUGUGCAUUGACAACCUACACCGCGCGUACAAGAACCCUGACGACCACCAGGCCCAGGAACAGAUGAUCUUGGCGUCUACAUUUGCGGGGAUUGGGUUUGGAAAUGCUGGCGUGCAUUUGUGUCAUGGUAUGAGUUACCCUAUUGCGGGUGGUGUCAAGAACUACAAGCAUAAGGGUUACAAGGUUGAUCACAACAUCGUGCCCCACGGCAUCUCAGUCGCCGUAACCUCCCCCGCCGUCUUCAAAUUCACCGCCCCCGCCUGCCCCGAACGUCACCUCGAAGCCGCCGCCCUCUUCGGCGCCGACGUCUCCAACGCCAAGCUCGCCGACGCCGGCCCGAUCCUCUCCGACGCCCUGCGCACCUUCCUCCACAAACUCGACGUCCCCGACGGUCUCACCGCCCUCGGCUACGACUCGAACGACACGAAGAUGCUGGUUGAGGGCACGUUGCCGCAGCAUAGGGUUACCAAGUUGGCGCCGAAGCCGGUGGAUUAUGAAGUUAUUGAGCGGUUGAUUGAGGAUAGUUUCAAGCUUUACUAG